Oncorhynchus keta (chum salmon) is the source of this 3881-nucleotide messenger RNA. RefSeq names its product trafficking regulator of GLUT4 1-like. Gene Ontology annotation, cellular component: membrane. The coding region runs from base 692 to 1246 and encodes 184 amino acids. The record is from RefSeq and is a predicted model, not a curated record. Lineage: Eukaryota; Metazoa; Chordata; Actinopteri; Salmoniformes; Salmonidae. The transcript is spliced from 3 exons.
CCUUGAGACACGGACCGUUGCGGAACAACACACAGGACACAAACUCACUUUCUCUGAUUCUGGGCGUAUAUUUGAGAGAAAGUAAUCUGUUUUCCGUCCAUCUUUAUUAUUUUGAAUGAAAAAGAAAACGUUUAUUUGCGCGAUAUAUAAAGCUGGUAAUAAUAUAGCAUUGCGGUGGGGUUAAAAAGGCAGGUGACAGGUGACUGAGUGAUUUGUUCCUUGGCUCAGGCGUUAUAUAUGGAGAGAGGGAGUGCACAUUUCAGAGAUCGCUUUCUGAUAGCGAGUGUGGAUUGAAUGGAACUGCGGAAUUGAGACGGAAGGCAUUAUUCUUGAUUCUAGAUGAAGAAUGAUACACAAAUCCAACGGGAAAAAUACCACUAAUUUUUAAAAUCUCUAAUUGAAAGGGGUUGAUUUAUAACGCAUGUGGAUGACAUAGCCUACCUAAAUGGUGCAUUAGUAUACAUAUCAACUUGCCACGCAAUUGGUUAAAUUGUCUAGUCUUAGUCUUACAGUUUAUUGUAACAUCGAAAGAAAUUGGAUAAUUAAUCUUGGCACGAUUCAAAUAAAUCAAAUGUAUUAGGUCAAAUAAUGGGAAUUUAGCACCACUCUAACCAGUCUUAGUACUUUACACGAUUAGGCAUUUAUUUUUCCUCUAUUGGAAACUAAUUUAAAUAUUUGGAAUUUUGAAGAAAUGGCAAUCAACACAGACACUGAAUUCGAGAAAUCUAACCUGGGAAAGAGCGGCGGCGCGCCCGCCAACGAGUCUCAGGAGACAGAGAAACUUCUCAACCUCGUAACCACGGAGCCCGCUGGCGGCAACGGUAUGAAAAUGUCCUCCUCCUUUACCAUCAACGUGGGGAGCGAAAAUAACCUGGAUGCGGACCAGAACGGUCACAGUGUACCCUUUAGGUCGGGCUCUGCGGGGCACCUGACCGCUGCCCCCCCCUCCCCGUCCCGGGUCAGUUUGAGUCGCAGUCGCACCUCUUCCAUCGGGAACGCCGCGGUCCAAGAGGCGCAAAAGCCCAAAGACUAUCUCAUACUGGUCAUAUUGUCCUGUUUCUGCCCUUUCUGGCCCGUCAGCAUUGUUGCUUUGGCAUAUUCAAUUAUGUCCAGAAACAGCCUGCAGUCGGGAGACAUGGACGGAGCUAAGAGACUGGGUAAACUGGCUCGCCUCCUCAGUGUCGUUUCCAUAAUCCUGGGUAUACUCACCAUAGUCGUCUGUGUAACGGUCUCUGUAACCAAGUGACCAGUGUAUAGACCAUGAAACAAGUGCACUGCUGCAAGCCAAGCAGAGGAUGCUGCAUGGGAAAAAAAUCAAUUCCGUUAAUUUGGAGAUUAAAAAUAAGGCAAACAAUUAAGAAGUUUAAAGAGUAGGACAUACAGUAGCAAAUUAAUGCAACACAAAAGAUCCAGAUAUGCAUGCAUUAGAUUCCACUAACAUUUGCUUGAUGAAGAAAAAUAAAAACCUUCAUAUAAAAAGUGUAUUUUAACAGAACAUGGGACAGUUGACUUAAGGUUUGAGGAACUCGCUACUCUCAAUUAGACUCUCUGUGGAGUAUAAAAAUACUCUUAAAAUCAAGGAGAGAGGGAUGAACAGAGGAAUGAAGUGCUAAACUUUUCUGUAUCAAGAAUGGAAGGAGACCUUGAAAAUGAACUCCAAGCUUUGGACUACAAACAUCAAGACAGUUGAAUAAUAAUCUGAAAAUAUACUUGGUUGACCUGACCUCCUGGAUUGAAAGCAUAUACAACUAUACAGAUAUAGAAAUAUAUAUAGAUGAAUAUAUCCAUUUACAUUUGAUAAAAGUUGUGUAUGUUGGGCUGAGCUGCGAUGAUUGAGACUUCAGUUAAGAUGGCUGCCUGACCGGCAGUGGCUGUCGCCUGGUAUAGGUUGCCGAAGAAUGUAAUAUUUGACCAAGGUACACAAUUCAGAGAUGUUUUUGAAUUUAUGUUGUUUAUUUUGUAGAUUUUUUUACAAAAAAAAAAGAGACCACUUGACUGUAGAUAGCCAACCUUUUUCAUUUUGUUUGUGAAUUCAUAUUUAUUUGUCUUGUGUUUUUACUUUGGGAUCAAACAUGCCAGGUGCUUAGAGACGAGUGAGUUGUACAAAAAUGAGUGUUUCAGCCCCCUGCCUUGCUGUGGGAGGGGUCUGACUAUAUCAAUGUGCAUGCCUAUCCUCCCCAUCCCUCCAACCCCUCUCCAAACAUCCAUGCCAGAUCAUGGGUAUAAGUCUGAGGAUAUGCAAUUUGUCAGAACAAUCAAUCACUCUCCACUGACCCCCUAGCUCCCCCUCCAAUACAACCCACCCUACUCCAGUACCUUGUCUCAUUACCUGGGACUGUUAACAAAGCUUUGACUGAAUGCAUUUCGUAGUACGACAGAGACCAACAUAAAUCCUUAACCUAUUGCCACCCUGCUGUAUCAGUAUGACAUGUAUUUAUUAGGACUAAACAGUACCCAGGUUUUUGGAUGCCACUGUAAGGACCUGCUGUAAUGUUAAAGGAACAUUGUUUUGAGGUUUGAUUGAUUAGCAGCAGUUCUCUCUGUACAUGUACUGUAACACACCAAUCUGUCUGUAUUCAAAUGUGCCACUAUGCCAUCUGGAAUAAGUCCGUGUUCAGAUUCAACUACGGAAACCAAACAAAGGACUGUUACAUUGACACACUUCAGAUGUUUAUUACAAGGUCAUGACACCUCUUAUAAAACCUUCAUAACACCCUUGUUUGUACUUAUAUUCAUGUUUUUAUUACUACUCAUAACAUUCUCCUGAACUCCAAAAUAAGUUUCAAUACUUUAAGUUGGCCAAUGGUUCUUGAUUCCACUGCUUGUAUUAUCAAGAGCUUAUGUAGGUGUUAGCUGCACAAAUUAGACCAAAGAGAGAAUAUGAUAAUGAUUUGAUUGCAUUUAUUUGGCCUGAAUUUAAAAGCUUCAAAGAGAUCUAAAAUGAUUGAUAAAGAACCUGUAAUUGGUGAAAUAGGUCAUCAUAACAUUUGAGAUCUCCUUUAGAGGAUUCAAACUAUGAACACCUAUUGGUUCAUUCCUUGCUGAACCCCCCAACCCCAAUAAUGCCCCUGUCUAAGCAUGCAAAGCACUAGAUCACUCCAGAUCCAACCCAAAGGGAGCAUUGACAAACCAUUUCUAAUCAGAAAGUCACAGCAUUUAAACCUGAACUCUUGACAACAUUUUUUGGCAUCUGUACUGUAUUUCUAGAAACAAAUAGAAAUAGGACCACAGCUGUUGAAUGACUCAACAUGGUCAUGAUGUUUAAAGGCACUGAACUACAGUACAUCUAUGGGUAUGAUAAAACUUGCUGCCCUUUUGGUUAUACAAGUCACAUUGCACAGUAGGAAGCUACUGUAGCCACAGCGUGCUUCACUAGACAGAUGGGCUGAAGAGACAUCCUUGUCUAAAGAGCUCUAAUGCUCGUCUUUGGGCAACAGGCAUACCUCAGUCUGGAAACUUCUCACACACUCCUAAAGUGCUUUUAGAAACCUGACUUUGGGGAGAAAGUAGAUGGGUGCUCUAUGUCAUACAGUAAGUGCAAAUGGCAGAGAGAGAGCGAGAGAGACCCCAAAACCAGCAAGGGAAAUUCAGUGACUCAGUCUGUCAUUGAAGACACACAAUUCAACUUAAUAACACACAUUUUUAUGGUAAUCACAUGAAAUAGUUCCCACUCACCUUCCGCACUGUUCUAUCACAUUCUCUGACCGUCUUUCUGCUGCGAGAUGCAUACGUGCCGUUCUGUGUCAGUAAAACAGUAACUUUCAAAAUCAUGUCUAUUUUUUUUAUGUCCAGAUUUUUUCCCCUUUUGAAUAACAUAUGCUGGUUUCCAUCUCUGCUGUGAACUUUCUGCAUGUCUGGAAUAAACGUUACCAUGCAUGGUC